Megalops cyprinoides (Indo-Pacific tarpon) is the source of this 912-nucleotide messenger RNA. Its product is annotated as N-formyl peptide receptor 2-like. Gene Ontology annotation, biological process: G protein-coupled receptor signaling pathway; immune response. Bases 1 to 912 code for a protein of 303 amino acids. Gene Ontology annotation, molecular function: G protein-coupled receptor activity. NCBI's taxonomy places the organism in Eukaryota, Metazoa, Chordata, Actinopteri, Elopiformes, Megalopidae. Gene Ontology annotation, cellular component: membrane. The transcript has a single exon. The record is from RefSeq and is a predicted model, not a curated record.
AUGCAGUGUGUCAAUGCCUCCAGCUCCAACGCCACCUCCUUGACCGCCAGCCGUAUAGCCCCUAGCGUGGUCCUGGGUCUCUUUUUUGUGGUGGGCAUCCCCAGCAACAUUGUGGCAAUUGUAAUGAUAGCCCGCCAUAUGUCCACAGACAGAGGGAACUUCACUCUGAAGCUGAUGCUGAACCUGGCGCUCUCUGACACCUUGGGCCUCAUCACUCUUCCUGCGUGGAUCUACAACAUGCUGAAGGGCUGGGACCUCAGCCGUGGGGCUUGCCAGUUUGUUGGCUACAUGAUUGGAUUGAGUUUGUUUGCCAGUGUGCUGACAGUCACCCUGAUGAGUGUGCAGCGCUACCUGACAGUGCUGUACACCCAGUGCUGGGCCAGACUGCGUGGGACGGGCGAAAGGGUGCUGCUGGUCGCCCUGUGGGGGCUGGCGGGUGUAAUUGCCUCACCAGCUAUCCCAUUACGUGAUAAAGUCUCACGAUACGGACAGCUUCAGUGUCGCUGGAACUACAGGGCAGAUGGGGAGACAUUAGCCGUUCUGUUCAUGGAGACUCUGCUGGGGUUUGUCGUUCCUUUCUCCAUCCUGGUCACCUCUUAUUUCUGCCUCCACAAGAAGGUGAACCAAACCGCUUUCUUCAGCAGCCAGAGGAUGACCAAGCUGGUGACCAGCAUCGUGGUCACCUUCUUCAUCUUCUGGAGUCCCGUUCAUAUUGUCAUCUUAUUGCAGAUCUCCACCAUCUUCCUAAAACAUUCACUCCCUGAGACAUCAGCUAAACUAUGGGCCCUCACAGAAGUGGGGUGGGACUACGCCUCGUCUUUGAUGUUCAUCAACAGCUGUGUGAACCCCUUCCUCUACGUGUUCACGUCACGAAAACUGCGGCAGGAUGCACAGCAGGAAAGGGCUGUUUGA